AUUUAACGUGUAUUUUUAAGAAUUUCCAAGAAGAAAAAUAGAAUUUUCAAACCUUUUGGAUAGCAACACAAAAUACUACAGUAGUAUCCAAAAUUGAAUGCAUCAAAAUUGUCAACUCCAUUUUACAGUUACCUUUUUUUCCCUGCAAAUUCACUCCAUUUGCUGAAUUUUCUCUGGAAUUCCGUGCUAAGAAACAACCCCUACACAUGUUUAGAUUUCUCUUCGACGGUAAACUCGCGCUUUCCAUGUGAUCAUACCCACACCCGACCCUACCCACACCCCCCCACCCACACACCCAGUACUAAUUCAGUAAUUCUAGUGUGGAAGCUGCUGCUGCUGCGAUGACUGAGGCUGACGGACUGCAUCUGUAGCCAAGAAACAAGAAAAUAAGAUGACCCAUUUCUCAUUUAUCGAAUCUACACUUUAAUCCGCUGCAGAAAUUCCAGGCCGAGAUUUGCGCAGAUCAAUCGGGCUUCAGAGAAAAUCUAGGACCCAGAGAAGUAGAAGUGGGAAAAAAGAUUUCUUUUUUCGGAGUUGGGUGUUUUGGAUAUCGGUUCCGACAAUGACGAUCAUAGGAGGAGCGGCGGCGGCUGGCCCGAACCCAGCUCCAGCGAUUUCGCUUGAUCACAAGAGGGAUGCUUAUGGGUUCGCAGUGAGACCUCAGCAUCUUCAAAGAUUUAGGGAAUAUGCAAAUAUAUACAAGGAAGAGGAGGAGGAGAGGUCAGAGAGAUGGAAGGAUUUUCUAGGAAGGCAAUGUGAAUCUACUCAAUCUGGUGACUACAUUGUUGCAAAGUGUGAUGAUGAAUCAACUGCUGAGGAUAGUUCAAAAGAUGGUGGUGAAGGUAAAGAUGCAAAUGGCAGGAAGCCUGAAAAUUUGAGUGAAGAGAAUAAAGAUGCACCAUCUGCAUCUGAAACCAAAGUUCAUCAGGUCAAAACAUGGGCAGAAAUCAGACCUUCUCUUCGAGCCAUAGAGGAUUUGAUGAGUUCCCGUGUGAAAAAAAUAAAUGUAAUGAAAAAUGAGCCAGUAUCCGGCAUCAAAAAGAAACUUUCUGCCAUUGAAGAGGCUAGACCUGGAAAAGGAGCAUCUGAAGAAGACUCUGACGAAGAGUUUUAUGAUUUGGAGAGAUCUGAAUCAGACCCCAAUCUACAAUCCCUUUCAGCAGACACCACUCCUGCUUUGGACUCAGGGGUUGAUGGCCAUGCAACUCAUUCGGAAUCUUUGCCUCCGUGGAAGGAAGAACUGGAAUGUCUUGUUCAAGGCGGGGUUCCUAUGGAACUAAGGGGAGAGCUCUGGCAAGCUUUUGUUGGUCUUAGAGCACGCCGAUUAGAUAAUUACUAUUACAAAUUGCUAUCUCCUGAGACUAAUGAGGACAGGAAUCAUGAGUCAGAACUAGAGUGUGUAGGUAUACCUGAAAAAUGGAGAGCCCAGAUUGAGAAGGACUUACCUCGGACUUUUCCUGGUCAUCCUGCUCUGGAUGAGGAUGGUAGAAAUGCUUUAAGACGUUUGCUUACUGCUUAUGCCCGUCAUAAUCCCUCUGUUGGAUAUUGCCAGGCCAUGAAUUUCUUCGCAGGCUUGUUAUUGCUUUUGAUGCCAGAGGAAAAUGCAUUUUGGACUUUAGUGGGGGUCCUAGAUGACUAUUUCGAUGGGUAUUACUCAGAAGAAAUGCUGGAAUCACAGGUUGACCAACUAGUUCUUGAGGACUUGGUGCGUGAAAAAUUUCCAAAAUUGGUAAACCAUCUCGAUUACCUGGGGGUGGAGGUGGCAUGGGUGACUGGGCCAUGGUUCCUCACAAUAUUUAUGAAUAUGCUUCCAUGGGAAAGCGUGCUUAGAGUCUGGGAUGUGCUACUCUUUGAAGGGAACCGUGUCAUGCUAUUCCGGACUACACUUGCUUUGAUGGAGUUAUAUGGACCUGCAUUGGUUACAACCAAGGAUGCUGGAGAUGCAGUCACACUGCUUCAAUCACUCGCUGGUUCUACUUUCGAUAGUAGUCAACUUGUCUUGACAGCUUGUAUGGCUUAUCAAAAUGUUCAGGAAACGCGACUACAAGAACUAAGAAAUAAACAUCGACCAGCUGUGAAGGCUUCACUAGAAGAAAGAUCAAAGGACAUUAAAGCUUGGAAGGUUUCCCAGGGUCUAGCUUCUAAGUUGUAUAGUUUCAAAAAGGAUCCUGGUUUUAUAGGUGUUGAUGAACCAGAACAAAGGGAUAUGCAGAUGAAUGGUGACAUAUCGCAUGAUGAAGAGAUAGAUCCUGUAAAAGAUCUCAAAGAGCAGGUGGUGUGGCUUAAGGUUGAGUUGUGCAACCUGCUUGAGGACAAAAGAUCUGCUGAACUAAGAGCAGAGGAGCUUGAAACUGCACUAAUGGAGAUGGUCAAACAGGAUAAUCGGCGGCAAUUGAGUGCAAGGGUUGAGCAGUUAGAGCUAGAAAUCUCUGAAAUUCGGCAAGCCCUCGCUGAUAAGCAGGAACAAGAGAAUGCCAUGCUUCAGAUUUUAAUGAGGGUAGAACAAGAACAGAAGGUGACUGAAGAUGCCCGUAUGUUUGCCGAGCAAGAUGCUGCUGCCCAGAGAUAUGCUGCUCAAGUGCUUCAGGAAAAGUACGAAGAAGCAUCUGCUACCCUGGCUGAGAUGGAAAAGAGGGCAGUCCUGGCAGAGUCCAUGCUCGAGGCCACCUUGCAGUACCAGUCGGUUCAAAACAAAGCACAGCCUUCUCCACGAUCCACGCAGCAAAGUAAUCAAGACCACUCACCCGAGAUUCAAACAAGAAAGACUAGUUUGCUUUCUAGAUGGCGUGACAGGAACAAGGAGAAGCCAACGGGCGCUGAUGAGCCAAAUGAUGAGAAAUCACAAAAUGAGGGACAGAAUUCAAGCUUGAAGCAGGACGACAUCAAUGGCCAUGAGGCGCAGGAGAAGGUAUAAGGGAGUCGAGGCAACUGUAUAUCUUGAUACGCAUUAGAAGCUGUGAGGAUCCAUCAAGCUACUUCUCGGGCCAUGAAGAGUUCUCCAUUUUUGUAUGAUUGUCGAUCAAAGACAACUCAUGGAGGUUGAAUUUUUUGUUUCUUCAUUCAUUGACAAUAAUUUGGUUGGUGAGUAAAGAAUUAUGACAAGGAACAUGGGGGUUUAGAGGUUUGAUCAAAUUAUAGUAUGCUGUUAUUCUUGUACAAACAUCUUCAUAAUGAAUGGUUGCUGUUGCAUAGAUAUUAUUACAAAAUUUAUGUGCA
This is a messenger RNA of Salvia miltiorrhiza (redroot sage), 3216 nucleotides long. RefSeq lists its product as uncharacterized. The transcript is spliced from 18 exons. The record is from RefSeq and is a predicted model, not a curated record. Bases 563 to 2914 code for a protein of 783 amino acids. NCBI's taxonomy places the organism in Eukaryota, Viridiplantae, Streptophyta, Magnoliopsida, Lamiales, Lamiaceae.